Molecule: messenger RNA, 1106 nt
Organism: Andrographis paniculata
Lineage: Eukaryota; Viridiplantae; Streptophyta; Magnoliopsida; Lamiales; Acanthaceae
Product: transcription factor bHLH36-like
Exons: 3
Coding region: 63-797 (244 amino acids)
Biological process (GO): regulation of transcription by RNA polymerase II
Cellular component (GO): RNA polymerase II transcription regulator complex
Molecular function (GO): RNA polymerase II transcription regulatory region sequence-specific DNA binding; DNA-binding transcription factor activity, RNA polymerase II-specific; protein dimerization activity
Source: RefSeq, a predicted model, not a curated record
UUUAUUAAUAAUCACUUUUAAUUAAAAUUUUCCCCCAAAUCGAAAACCCUAAUUCACCAUUAAUGGAUCAUCAGAGCAGCCACAGUUCUUGCCCCUUUUUCCCCCUCGAAGAUCUCUCCAUCGAUUGUCCCGACAUCACGUUUUGGGAUUCCUCCCUCGACCAUGUCCUUCACCCGCCGGAAUAUUCCCUUUUCGGAGAUACCGAGAAUCAUAAGGGGAAGGGUAAGGAAUCCGACGACGGCGCCACCACCGCCACCGCCACCGCCGUCGUCAAAGAGAAGAAAUUAAUGCAUCGGGAAAUUGAGCGGCAGCGCCGCCAGGAAAUGUCCGGACUUUACGCCUCACUCCGAUCAGUCCUCCCGGCGCAUGUUCUCAAGGGUAAGCGAUCGAUAUCGGAUCAAAUUUACGAGGCGACGAAGUACAUAAAAUUUCAAGAAAGUCGAAUUAGGGAUUUGGGGAAUAAGAGGGAGGCCUGCCGGAGAGGGGCCGGCGCCGGCGCCGGCGCCGUCGAGGAGGUAAUAAUGCCGGAGACGGCAGAGGUGAGCGGUGGAACGGUGACGGUGGAGGCGUGCUCGGUGGGCGCGGAGGUUUUAAUUAGCGGCGAUUUUGAGUUGCUUCCGCUUUCGAGAGUUUUGGCAAUGUUGGUCGCAGAAGGACUCGAGGUCGUCUCGUGUAAUUUCACGAAAUUCGAUGGGAGGUCUUGUUACAUGAUUCAAUCCCAGGUUCGUAGCGGUCAUCUUAACAUCCAUCUCCAAGGGCUUCAAAGAAAAUUGUCGGCUUUCAUCAACACAUUGUGAGAUUUGGGAAAAAUAUGUAGUCGGAAUAAUGAAUGAAGGUAGAGUUUGUUCUUUAUUUUAUCCGUGCGCGCACACACACAUAUGUAUGUAUGUAUUUUUAUAUAUUCUUCGAUGUUUUUACAACGGGUAUUGUGAGGAGUGUGAACUUGUCAUUUGCUCGUUUGUUAUUUUAUGAUAUAUAUAUACAUAUAUGUAUAGGUGUGGCGUGUGCCUAUGUGAUCGAUUAUCAUUUUUUCUCAUGUAAUUUUGCAUGAUUGUAUUUUGAUUGUUUAAGUUAUUGUAUUUAACAUUUAUCAUCCUAAAAUUUUA